This is a messenger RNA of Coniophora puteana RWD-64-598 SS2, 1508 nucleotides long. RefSeq lists its product as uncharacterized. The transcript has 3 exons. The record is from RefSeq and is a predicted model, not a curated record. NCBI's taxonomy places the organism in Eukaryota, Fungi, Basidiomycota, Agaricomycetes, Boletales, Coniophoraceae. Bases 327 to 1508 code for a protein of 393 amino acids.
GGUUUAUAGGCAUUGAAUCGGUUUUGAAGUUCCUCCCUCCCAGCUGCUGGACUUUGGAAGACAAUGUUUUUCAAUUUACUAGACCAUUAACAGCAAGCGACUGGGCUAUUUUCAACCGUCAUACCUGGCGCAUAAGAGAAAUAGCUGGACCCGCUACCGAUAGCAACGUCACCAUUACUGUAUCAACGUAUGAAGCUGCCUGCUUAUCCCCUCAAUCGCCUCUGUUGCCCAACCUUCAAAGACUAGACUGGUCUGAUGGACAGCUUCAUGGUCCAUUUAUUCGACAUCUCUUGGGGCCAAACUUACGCCUGCUGAGGCUGGCCCAGAUGACAGCGGUCAUCUUUCCUCUGCUGCCGGUUAUCGCCGCUUCUUGUCCGUCCCUGCAACAGUUCUCUGUAUCCGAGAAAUCUGAAGACGAUUCAUCGAUGUUAAGCACUGCUUUGCAGGAAGUCCUACCAUCCAUGAGGACCAUAGAGGGACUCUCAUGCGGACAACUGUCCUUCAAUGGGCUCUCCGCCGUUGCCGAACUUCCUUACCUGAAGAGAAUCCGUUUCGUUCCUCCUCUCAAACUGUCUCAGCCUAGCUCAGCGAAGAAAUCCGCGUCCCAAAAGCGCAAGGAAAAAGUAGUAAACAAGGUUAACUCCAAGUUUCCUUCUUUGACCCAAUGCUCUCUCUUGAGUCGACCAAUGGAUUCCCACCAAGAGUUCUUUGACCGAAUUGGCUACUUACCUCGACUUCGCGAGCUCUUAUGCGUGACGUCUUCAUAUACCGUUCAGCAACUAGCUGCCUUUUUCGACACCUUACAUUCACACAUUAACCCCAGCGAAUUGUCUGUUAUAUCUAUCAUCGGCUGCAAUAAAAGCAUAGGAACACAAGUGCGGGACUCCGACGUGUCUCCCAUAACUAUGUCAAUUCUUCGCCCAUUGUUAUCAUUUGCGAAGCUAGAGAAGCUGGUUAUCUGGACGAUGAUGACGUUUUCGCUCGACGACGAUGAUAUUGAGGCCAUGGCACGGGCUUGGCCCAAGCUUCGCUCCCUAGCAAUCACGGGCUACGAGGGCUGGCUCGACAACCAAAAGAUCUCGCUAUGGGGCUUGGCUUCUCUUGUGCAGCAUUGUCCGGAACUGGAAAAUCUCGAAAUCGUCCUCGAUGCCACUGUACAUCGGAAUUUACCCUCGCCCAGCAUACCCGCUAAUAUGUUGGUCACUGGCAUCUCCAUCGACGACUCGCCUAUCAAGGAUCCUUUCUACGUCGCUUCGUACCUCUCCCACAUCUUUCCCCGCCUUAGUGCAAUUUACUGUUGGAAAUCAGCAGAUUUGCCGGCUCGCGAGAACGCGGACAAAUACGAGAAAAAGUGGGAAGAGGUUGAGAAAUUCCUCAAAUUGCUCUCCUGCAAGCAUCAGUAUGAGAACUUUUGGAGGAACGCUAGCGGGAGGCGUUCUAAGGCCGCGCCCACGUACACGUUCGUUGCGAUGGAAGAGUUGUGGGACGGGACUCUGGUAUGUCCCUAA